AUGCCAUCAGUAGUAGCCCUCGACCUCUGCCAGCUUUUUGCCCGGUCCGUCGCCCGGACGCCAGACCAGCUGGCAGUCGACCAUGAGAGUGGCUCGCUCACCUAUGCAGAACUCGAUGUGGCCUCAUCGAACCUGGCUCGAAAGCUACAGCAAGAAGGAGUAGUACCUGGCGAGGCGGUGCUCUUACUCACCGAGCACGGCACCCGGAAUAUUGUCGCACUGCUUGCCAUCCUAAAGGCUCAUGCCUGCUAUGUCCCUCUGGACCGUAGCUCGUGGUCAUCCGAGCGGAUACAAGCCGUGCUGGACGGUACGGACAGCCGUAUUCUCAUCAACACAACCGUCGAACCGUUUGAAAGCCCACGGCACAAAGUGAUCCAUCUCACCAGUGCCGAUGUGGCCGCUCUAUCGACAGACCGCAGCAGCACCAAGGUCGUUCCCGAUAUCGCUCCCGAGGACCUCGCCUGUCUGAUCUUUACAAGUGGGAGCACUGGAGUUCCCAAAGGGGUCAUGAUUCCACACCGUGCAGUGGCCAAUUAUGCCCAGACCAGUCCUUUCAACAUGGAUGUGCAGCCGGGAGACCGAGUACUGCAUAUCCUGUCCGUAUCUUUUGAUGGCAACUCGGGCAUCGUGGUCCCUACGACGAUGGACACCCUCUUCGACAAAGCGCAGACCUGCUCGAUCCUCGCGUCGACCCCCUCGAUUCUGGCCACGCUACCGCUGCCAACGGCAUUGCCAGACAGCUACCCAUAUGUCCAUACCAUUCUGUUGGGCGGAGAGUCGCCACCAGCCCCCUUGUUGUCCAGCUGGCUUGAAUUUGGCGUCCGCAUCCUGAACGCAUACGGCCCCACGGAAACCACCUGUGCCUCGUUGAUGCAGGAAGUAGAGGUCUGCCAGGAGACAGGAAUGAUCAAUCGGAGUAUCAUCGGUUGUCCGAUGCCCAACGGGCCGGUAUACUUGCUGCAGCCGGACACUCUUCUGCCCAUCGAAGAGGAAGGCGAAGAAGGCGAGAUUGCGAUUGCAGGUGUCGGGCUGGCCCACGGCUACUACCGGAACGCCGCCCUGACAGCCGAGAAGUUUAUUGACUGGCACGGCAAGCGAGUCUAUCGCACUGGCGAUCAAGGACGCUGGACCCGUCGUAACGACGGCCAGCGCGUGGUCGAAUUCCGCGGCCGCACUGACCGAACAGUCAAGAAUCGCGGCUUUCUCGUCAAUCUGCCGGCCGACGUGGAGGAACCGCUACGCCAGAUGGGUUUCGGAGUCACUGACGUCUAUGCUUCAUUGGUCAACGGUCUUUUGGUUGUGCUGGUGACACCGUCCACUGCCGAUCUGGACGGCCUGCAGAGCGAGGCCCAGCGCCGACUCUCGGCGUUCCAUCGGCCGGGAAGAUACCUGGCUGUCGAUCAAUUUCCGCUGUCCGCCAAUGGAAAGAUUGACACCAAGGCAAUUGAGAACAUGCUGAAAGAGUACCAGGCGCGUGUCUGCGAGGCCACGGAAGAUGAAGAUACGACAGGGGCAGAGCGUCCUACGGAGCGCGAACAAAUUAUAGCCGAAUGCAUGUACACUGCUUUGGGCCUAGAGCUCCCGGUGGCGUCGACGUCCAAGGAUAUCAAUUUCUUCGCCGUGGGAGGUAACUCACUGGCUGCUCUUCGAUUCACCUCCUUGUGCCGGGAACGGGGCAUCCUUCUCACUACUCGCGAUCUGUACCUGCAUCCGACGGUUAGAGGCAUUCUUCCUUAUGCUCGCGACCUGGCUCGGCCUGGCCAGUCAGUGUCUGACAAAGAGGAGCAAAUCGACCACCGAGUAUCUCUCAAGGCAGAGGUCGCUGCUGCACUUCCACCCUUGGACGGAACGGUUCCAUCCGACACCGAGGUCGCUCCGUUGACCCCCCUGCAGUUGGAGCUGAGCGCUCCCAUCUUCCAAAGCGAUGGGACCAACACGAAUCAGCUGCGGCAGACAUACCCCAUGGCCAUGGCUGAUCGCAUUUGCAACGCAUGGCGGCAGGUCUGUCUUACCGAGCCCGUCUUUCGGACCCAGAUCGCGCUGGAUAUCGGGCCCGGCGUGCAGAUCGUUCACGCUCAGCCAAGGUGCCAGCCGCAGGAGAUCGUCUUCCGUCGGCGGGAGGACUACAACGCUGCCCUGAUCGAUCCUUCGCGCCUGGCUGUGGGACUCAGUAUGCGGUUGGAUUUUAUGAAAUUCAUGCCCAAUGACCACGACGACGAGGAGGGUGAGGUGACCAUUGUCUGGACGGCCCAUCACAGCUUGAUCGACGGCUACUCCCUGGGACUGAUUUUGGCGCGGGUGCAGCAGGCGGCGCAGGGGAUCACACCUUCCCUCCGCACUUCCUUUGUGGAUGCAGCAUGGAAUCUGCAGGGGAUCCAGAAACAGCGAGACGGCGAGGCACGGCAGUUCUGGGAGCAGUAUCUCCAGCCGGUGCGGUCACUCACGAGAACAGAGGUAAUGGCAACACCUGUAGCACAGGCGUACCUGGCUCAGGAGGUCCUAUUCAAGCAUGUCGGCGGCGUGGAUGAGCUGCACCGACUCGCGUCCAGCUGCAGCGUCACCCUGGCAGCUGUCUACUACACCGCAUGGGCCAUGGCCCUGGCUCGGACGGCCAAGGCGAACCUGGUAACUCUGGGAGUGGUCUUCUCCGGCCGUGAGGUCCUUCCAGACGAUGCGCACGCCGUCGGGCCAUUAAUGGCCACCCUGCCACUCGUAUGCCGCCUCGAGGCAGACGCAUCCAUUGAGCGCCAGCUGCAGACCACGCUCGAAGGUCUGGCAACUAUUAGCGCCUUCGCCUGGUCUGCCCCCGAUCAGAUCGGGUACCGGGUGGAGUCUCUCCUAGCGACACAAUAUGAUUUCCCGGCCUACGACCAACACAUCCCGCCUCAGAAGGAGCAGUUCUUUGAGAACACGACCUUUGCGUUGAGUCUACUUGUCGAAGCGGAUGCUCAUUUCCGUUUGGUGUACAACCCUUCCGUGCACGGCGAGCAGACGGUGCAACAGUAUGCCGACACAUUCCAACAGGCACUCAAGGUGCUGGUACAUGAUUCGACUCUGGAGGCGUGGCUCACGGGGCCGACGAAGACACCCCUUGCGGUCGAUCAGCCUUCUGAUCUCGAACAGGAUAAUGUACCCAAUGUGGCGGCGGCGUUCUAUGCGUCGGUCGACCUUCACGAGGAUUUGGUAGCCGUGGACGGGCCUGGAGCCUCCCUAUCCUAUCGGGCCCUGGAUCAAAAGUCCAACGCGGUGGCGUCGCAUAUUGCAAAACAUUUCCCCAGCGCCCAAGUCAUUGCCAUCCAUGCCGAUGGAACCCUCAACUGGGUGGUGGGUAUCUUGGGUAUCCUGAAAGCCGGCUGCGCAUACUGUCCGCUCGACCCUGCCUAUCCAAUGGCGAGACGGGUCGCCGUUUACGAGCAAAGCGGUGCCAGCGCGCUCUUGAUCCCUAAUGCCUGCUCGUCGACUGCGGCGAUCCUGCCAAUAACGGACCUUCGCGUCUUCACGCUUCAAGAAUGCGAGACAGCGGACACGAGCAGGCAACUGUCGCUCCUGGUCAACGCAAACGAGGAUGCCCUCAUCGUCUUCACCUCUGGCACAACCGGCCGCCCCAAGGGGGUUCCGAUCAGUCAUCGGGGGCUUCUAGCUUUGCAGUCGAAUCCCGAAGCCACCAUGUUCAGCCGCCCCGGCCGUCGUAUUGCUCAGUUCAUGUCGCCUGCGUUCGACUACUGCUCCAACGAGAUUUUCUCUGCGUUGCUCCAUGGCGGCACGCUGGUGCUUCGUGACCCGUCCGACCCUCUGGCCCAUCUGGCCAAGGUCGAUGUGUCAACAAUUACUCCUUCUGUGCUCAGCGUCCUGAAUCCAGACGACUAUCCUAACCUUGACAUGGUCUACGCGACAGGAGAGCCCGUCACUCCGGGCUUGCUCGCUCGGUGGGGCGAGGGUCGAGCAUUCUACAACGCCUAUGGCCCUGCAGAGUGUUCUAUCUGUACGUCGUUUACACGCCUAGUGCCCGGCCAGCAGGUCACCAUCGGAAACGCCAUUCGCACCGCGCGAAUGUACAUCUUGGACCCCGAUCUGCAGCACGUGUCUGAAGGCCAGACCGGAGAGAUCUUCCUAGCUGGACAACAGGUGAUGCGAGGCUACGUGGGAGACGACGCCAAGACUGCUUACAGCGUGCUGCCGGAUCCCUGGCAUCCUGGUGAACGGAUGUAUCGCACGGGCGACUACGGCUACUGGAACGCUGACAACCAGAUUGUCUACAUAGGACGGCUGGACCGGCAGGUCAAAAUCCGCGGCUUCCGCGUCGAGCUCGCGGCGGUCGAGCAGAAGAUGUAUCAGGAGGAGCCACGGCUCACCCAGGCGGCUGCUCUCGUUGUCAAUGAUACCCUGGUGGCCUUUGUCAUGCCGCACGACGUGGAUGUCAGCCGCCUGGAGCAGCGACUGCGCGAGUCGCUCCAACCCAGCUGGGUGCCCCAGGUGAUCACCGCGCUCGAAGAGUUCCCCUGGACGGCCAACCGGAAGGUCGACUACCGCAAGCUGGCGGAGAGAGCCACCCUCACACGGCCGGAGGAAGCCCUGCCGCGGCAAAAGACGAGUGCAGCGACCAUGGCAAAGGAUGCUUCCAUCGCAGACGGCGUUGCAACCCUGUGGAAGAACGUGUUGCGUCUGCAGGCGAGUGGUGGCGCUCGCAAGCUCUGUGAAGACGAUGAUUUCCGCGCGCUGGGAGGUCACUCCGUUCUGCAGAUGAUGCUGGCGGCUCGCCUCGGCAGCACCUUUGGCAUCUCCGUGUCCAUGCGCGAUGUGAUUGAACACCCCACCCUGGCCGAGCAGGUCGAGCUGGUGCGCCGCAAACGUCAGGCCUCGGCGUCCAAGCCGCGGACCAUCUGCGACGCGUUUCCCGAUCAUUGCCUGUCGCCGUUGGAGAGGCAAACGUGGUUCCAAUACCUGAUCGCCUCUGACGUGCGCACAUUCAAUAUCCCCGUUCUCCUGCACCUCAGCGGGGCCUUUGAUCGUGACCGUCUAGUCCAGUCCUUCAACUCCGUGUUGGCCUCGCGCAAGGUCUUCCGCACCAACUUUGUCGAGACGUCGCUCGGACCGUGUCGAAUCUUCCGUGACACAGCGCCACGAGUCCUCGUGUGCGACGGCGCACUCGACACAGCCAAGGAGGUCGACCGGGGCUUCGACUUGGCUCGUGAUGAGCUCAUCCGGGUCUUCCUAGACCGUCGCACCCUGCUUGUGGUCACGAGCCACGCCGUCGCCGACCUCAACAGCGUGCAGAAUCUGCUGCAGGAAGUGUCUGCCGUGUAUACGGGAAGAACGACCCCAACAGCAGACCGAUGGCAGUAUCCUCGGGCACCAGCUUGGUCGCGCCAGGUUACAGAGCAGGAACGGAAGUUCUGGUCCAAGUACCUCGAGGAUGCUCCCCGGCGCCUGGACAUCCCGCGGUAUCCGGGCCAGAUGACGUUCGAAGGCCGUUCCCGAGUGUCCGAAUUCAAGGGAGACCUCGUGCGACGCGUCGUCGCCUUGGGCCAAGAGUACGGCAUGAGCCAGCACCAGUUGGUAUGUGCCGCCGUGGCACAGACGCUUCAGUGGCUCGCCGGCUCCAACGACGUCGUGCUCGGUUCUCCGUGGGCCAACCGCGGCCACGCCGUGGAGCAAGAGUCGAUGGGCCUGUUCCUCGAUCGCCUGCCUCUUCGUUUCAAAACACCCGUCAAUGCAGACUGCGCCACCAUCCUGCAGUCUACCCGCGAAGCGAGCCAAGCGGCCGUCUGCAAUGCCAUUCCGUUCGAGCAGGUCCUGAACCUCCUCCACCAGCCCCGAACCAUUCGGCAACACCCGCUCUUCGAAGCCAUGGUCACCUUCCACCUCAAACGGGCGGUGGAGGAUUGUCUCGCCAUCGAGGGACUGGAGAUAAAACGCGAAAUGUGCUUUGCGUCGGGGGCCAAGUUCCUGCUCAUGUUCGAAUGGACCGAGAUCGAGACGGACCAUUGGACCCUGCGCAUCGAGUACGAUGAUCACCAGCUGGACGAGGCAACCAUCACCACAAUCGAGGAAAGUGUCCGGUGUGUCCUUGAAGCGCUGGCCGAGCGCCUAUCUCGAGCGGCCAUCCACGAACGCCUGGAUGCGAUGAACAGCACGGCCAAGACCAAAGUCGACUGGAAUUUCUACCGCCGUCUGGUUGGAAUUCUGCGGCGCGAGAUGGCCUCCUGCUUGGGUAUCUCGCUGGACGAGUUUCCCUGCUCCGUCUCCUUCUUUGAGGCAGGCGCUGAUUCGAUUCAAGCCUGGCGGUUAAGCCGUCAGUUGAAACGGGUUGGGCUGGACGUGCCCAUUUGCAACAUCUUCGAUCAUCCGUCGGCGCAGGAUCUGGCUCAGCGUCUUUAUCGUCAGGUACUUUAA
Aspergillus udagawae is the source of this 6393-nucleotide messenger RNA. RefSeq names its product nonribosomal peptide synthetase gliP (gene gliP). Gene Ontology annotation, biological process: amino acid activation for nonribosomal peptide biosynthetic process; secondary metabolite biosynthetic process. Gene Ontology annotation, cellular component: cytoplasm. The coding region runs from base 1 to 6393 and encodes 2130 amino acids. Lineage: Eukaryota; Fungi; Ascomycota; Eurotiomycetes; Eurotiales; Aspergillaceae. The record is from RefSeq and is a predicted model, not a curated record. Gene Ontology annotation, molecular function: catalytic activity; phosphopantetheine binding. The transcript has 3 exons.